AGAAGUAAUUUUACAUUUCAACAUGAAGAACGUGUUUUUCGCUCUGUUGCUGGUGGUGCUGGUUUGCUGUUUGGUUUCGGUGCAAGGGAACGAAAUCAUACAAAAUGUUGUAAAGAGAAGCAUUCCGCUUCGACAGCUAAUAUUGCAGCAUAAUGCACUUGACGACAGCGACAGUGACUCCGGAUCGCAAUAAAAAGCGAUUGCGAAAAAUUUAAAAAUAACAAAAAGAGAGUAAUAAAAAUGUGAAGCGUGUGUAUCAUGCAUAA
This is a messenger RNA of Anopheles gambiae (African malaria mosquito), 266 nucleotides long. RefSeq lists its product as uncharacterized. NCBI's taxonomy places the organism in Eukaryota, Metazoa, Arthropoda, Insecta, Diptera, Culicidae. The record is from RefSeq and is a predicted model, not a curated record. The transcript has 2 exons. Bases 23 to 193 code for a protein of 56 amino acids.